Molecule: messenger RNA, 1656 nt
Organism: Menidia menidia (Atlantic silverside)
Lineage: Eukaryota; Metazoa; Chordata; Actinopteri; Atheriniformes; Atherinopsidae
Source: the annotation of a GenBank genome assembly
AUGAGAGGGGAGCCUAUACCUGCAUGGGACUCAGGGAACAUCACCGUUUGGGAGGAAUACAUCAACAUUGCCCUCGUGGUGGCAAACAGCUUGGUUCUGUUAAUCACCUCUGUCGUGGGAAUUGCAGCAAAUAUCUUCGUCAUACUCGCAGUGUACCACCAAAAGUCACUGCAAACGUCUAUAAAUGCACUCGUGGUGAAUCUGGCUGUCAUAGACUCCCUGCGCUGCAUUAUCGACUGCCCCAUUCUGCUAAUAAUCAUCAUGAUAGUCUAUCAGAGGGAGGCUGUGGACGGUUUGAUCUGUGACAUCCAAAUGGCCUCUUUCUCUUUCAGCUGCUGCAUCCAGUUGUUGACUCUGGCAUCCAUAAGUACGGAGAGAUACCUGGCAAUCGCGCAACCUUUUAAAGCCAGCCAACGAAAAACACGGACCAUGGUACUGAUUCCUCUCACGUGGAGCUUGGCUAUCGUGGUGGCUGUUUAUUGUGUGAUGUUUUUGAAAGAUUCACCUGUUUAUGUGAGAUGCCGAGGACCUCAGAGAGGAGCAGAGACCUCCUAUGACACCAUUGGACUGUACAUUUUCUUUCCACUUUGGGCGGCCUGUUUCACUGUGAUCAUUGGAUUCUAUGCUCGUAUAUUUGCCCUUUUGAGAUCCCACAAUCGCAAAAUAUUUGAUGUAGGUACUUCAGCUCCUAAAAAGGGUUCAGUGGAGGAGAAGGAAAAGAGAGAAGAAAUCACAGUGGAAAAUGGACAUGGGAAAUCUGGGCAAGAGCACAUCCUUGUUGGUGAAACGCAGGCUAAAGCAAAUCUAUUCAAGGAAAAUUCAAAGCUGACCUCAGCAGAAAGUCAGCAUUGUGUCUUCAUUAUUUCUGAGGAGAUAAAAGGAUUAAAAAACACAGAGGAGAAGAGUCAUACACACGAUUCUCCCUCUCUCGCAAUCCAGAUUGCUGUGGAGGCUGUUGAGAAGCCUUUGAAAACAAAUCAAUCCAACACCUGUUCCGUGGAAAACGCUAAAAACACUUCCAAAGAUGCUUUAACUAAUGUUGAGAGCUCAACUACAAUGAUACUGAAAGUAUCAGAAAGCAAUUCUAACACAGAAACACUGUCCAGAGAAAGAGAAAAAACUGACAAAGCAUCCAAAGAGACAAGUGCCUUUGUUACUGUCUCUUCAAAGUCCCAGGAUUCUGAAUCUACCUCUGUCUUGGUAACUGAUGUGACGCCAGUCCAGAACACGAACACAGAGACACAGCCUGCUGCUUCAUCAGAUCAACUGGCCUCCCCACCUCCAGUCUUAAGCUCCGAGCCUGUACAGCAGCCUGCAGAGUUAGAAGGAGCUGUUUGCGUAAUGCCCUCAAAAGCAAGCAGAGAAAGAGCCAGUAAAAAGAAAGAAAGCAAAAUGGCCAAGCGCGCAGGUUACAUAAUCAUAACCUUCCUCCUCUUUUGGCUACCUCUGAUCACAACUAUCCUUGUGAACUUUUUGAUUCAUAAAAACAAGAAUGCACAGAUACUAUUUCAUCAGGACCUGGAUAUCCUGUCUGUGUCUGUCGCGUGCAUCACCUCCCUGAGCGACCCAAUAAUAUACGCUGCAGUAAAUCCUCAGUUCCGCUCAGAAUUUUAUAAAUUAAGGAGCUGGAUAAAAUCCAGAUUUAACAAGACGUAA